This is a messenger RNA of Eublepharis macularius, 3928 nucleotides long. RefSeq names its product EH domain containing 3 (gene EHD3). The transcript has 6 exons. NCBI's taxonomy places the organism in Eukaryota, Metazoa, Chordata, Lepidosauria, Squamata, Eublepharidae. The coding region runs from base 591 to 2198 and encodes 535 amino acids. The record is from RefSeq and is a predicted model, not a curated record. Gene Ontology annotation, biological process: endocytosis; endosomal transport. Gene Ontology annotation, molecular function: GTP binding; protein binding; calcium ion binding. Gene Ontology annotation, cellular component: plasma membrane; cytoplasm.
GCGUUGCCAGUAGUUGGGAGAUUUCCGGUUCCUGGUUGACUUCCUGAAAGACUGGCUUUUAAACACCAGCUGCGCCGUGAGGGGAGAUGCUGCUGCUGUGAUUCAGCUGCCUCUCUCUGCGGCGAAGGAUAAAUGCUUGGGAAGUAUUAGCUCAUCGGUUCUCACCUGAUAGCUGGAAAGGCUGGAGCAAGUCAAGCUUAGUGUUAAAUCGAUUCGACGCAAAGCCCUUUUUUAUUUUCAUCGUCCUAAAAUUAAUGCAAGAAGGGGUGCCUUGCCCCCUCCCGCAAGCUUCAUGCUAGUUUUCCAAUAGUCUUUGCUCAGCAACCGACCUCAAGAAACGUGGAGACACUCAAGGGAGGAAGAAAUUGUCAUACAUUCUGUUGAUGGGACAACUCCAUCCCCGUGGUGCACCGAGACCUUUUCUUGCUUUCUUUGUAUAACGGGCAAGCGGUUAGCCAGGAAUAAAGUGCUGCAGCCAAUAAGCCGAGUAGCACUGCAGCCUGGAACCUUUCAAGAGCGACCUGAGUUAAACAGUUCUCAGCUUUCACCAAAGAAAAACACUCAGUAGCCCAUCUUCCCCGCCUGCAAAAAUGUUCAGCUGGUUGGGUACUGAUGACAGACGAAGGAAAGACCCUGAAGUAUUCCAUACUGUGAGUGGGGGCCUUAAAAAACUCUACAAAACCAAGUUGCUCCCUCUGGAAGAAUACUACAAAUUCCAUGAGUUUCAUUCUCCUGCCCUUGAAGAUGCUGACUUUGACAACAAGCCCAUGGUCCUGCUUGUGGGACAGUAUUCCACUGGGAAGACCACCUUCAUAAGGUACCUUCUUGAACAAGAUUUCCCUGGCAUGAGGAUUGGGCCGGAGCCUACAACUGAUUCCUUCAUUGCAGUGAUGCAAGGGGAUGUGGAGGGCAUCAUUCCCGGAAAUGCACUGGUAGUGGAUCCUAAAAAACCUUUCAGGAAACUCAAUGCCUUUGGCAAUGCCUUCUUGAACAGAUUUGUCUGUGCUCAACUGCCGAAUCCAGUACUAGAGAGCAUCAGCGUUAUCGAUACUCCAGGAAUCCUUUCUGGGGAGAAACAAAGAAUUAGCCGAGGUUAUGACUUUGCUGCUGUCCUAGAGUGGUUUGCAGAGCGAGUGGACCGCAUCAUUCUUCUCUUUGAUGCCCACAAGCUAGACAUUUCCGAUGAAUUCUCAGAGGUCAUCAAAGCACUGAAAAACCACGAGGACAAGAUGAGAGUGGUGCUCAACAAAGCAGACCAGAUUGAGACACAGCAGCUUAUGAGAGUUUAUGGUGCUCUCAUGUGGUCUUUGGGGAAAAUUGUCAACACUCCUGAAGUGAUCAGGGUCUAUAUUGGUUCCUUCUGGUCCCACCCAUUGCUGAUCCCAGAUAAUCGCAAGCUAUUUGAGGCAGAGGAGCAAGACCUCUUCAGAGAUAUCCAAAGUCUUCCCCGCAAUGCAGCACUUCGGAAACUGAAUGAUCUCAUUAAACGAGCACGGCUAGCCAAGGUUCAUGCUUACAUCAUCAGCUCACUGAAGAAAGAAAUGCCAUCAGUAUUUGGGAAAGAUAAUAAGAAGAAAGAGCUUGUGAACAACUUGAGCGAGAUUUAUGGACGGAUUGAGCGGGAGCAUCAGAUUUCACCAGGAGACUUCCCUAAUCUGAAAAGGAUGCAAGAGCAGCUGCAGGCUCAAGAUUUCAGCAAGUUCCAGCCUCUUAAGAGCAAACUGCUGGAUGCUGUGGAAGAUAUGCUGGCCAGUGACAUUGCACAGCUCAUGGUGCUAGUGCGCCAGGAGGAGUCCCAGAGGCCAGUCCAGAUGGUGAAAGGGGGGGCCUUUGAAGGCACCCUGCAUGGCCCAUUUGGACACGGCUAUGGUGAAGGGGCAGGAGAAGGAAUUGAUGAUGCAGAGUGGGUGGUGGCAAGAGACAAGCCCAUGUAUGAUGAGAUCUUCUACACAUUGUCACCUGUUGAUGGGAAGGUAACGGGGGCUAAUGCCAAGAGGGAGAUGGUGAGGUCCAAGCUGCCCAACACAGUGCUGGGCAAGAUAUGGAAACUGUCUGACAUCGAUAAGGAUGGGAUGUUGGAUGAUGAGGAAUUUGCUUUGGCUAAUCAUCUCAUAAAGGUCAAAUUGGAAGGUCAUGAGCUCCCAAAUGAGCUUCCUUCCCAUCUCAUUCCACCAUCUAAGAGGAAAUUAGCAGAAUGAUCAGCCACCAGAAAGAAAGCAGGGGGAGGGGGGCAAUGGGAGGAAAGGGAAUAUAUUUAUGCUAUAUGUUUCAGUUGUGAAGUCACCUUUGGGUUCUUAUGAUGACUUCUGUGUGUGAAGUGAAGACCAGCUGGAUGUAAACCUAAGUCCAGAUCUUUCUCACAAUGAUAUGCAAUUAACUCUUCCUACAUACAAUUUGUACUUCCCAUUCUGUGUUAAUAUAAGAGAAAAGUGAUGGUAUAAAAGGGAAGGAGUGGUAAAGGCUAUGUUCUGUAGAUACUGGUGAAAAUGGCCUGUAUCAUUCACUCAAGGGCCCUCCGCUUGUGAAGUUCUGUUGAAUUUGUCCCCAAAUGUAGAUAUGCAUUAUAAUAGCUAACAGGCCCCAAGCCAAAACCUGAGAUGAAAAAUACCUCUAGAGGAGAGUGGUUCUUAAAAAUUGCACUUGAAUCUAAAGCAUUUUUACAUGGCCAAAAUGAAUUUUUGUGGGGCAGUCUUCAGUUCCUGUUCAGUCUUCCUGCCUGUCUUCUGAGCUUUUAUUUUUAUUGAAUACUUGUGGUACAAAUUGUCUGCAGGAUAAUUUGGGGUGGGGAGAAUAGCAAAUAAGGACUCCUUUUUAGCUAUUCGAGGGCAAGGAGAGAGACUUUCCAAGGUUUGGAAACCCAGGAUUCAAAUCUAGAGCCUUGAAUCACUUUCUGGUUAGCUCUGUGCCCAUUUCCAAAUGCUGCUGGGAUUUUGCAAUGUUUCCGUCAGAGCACGAUGUAGCUGUGAGUUAUCAAAUGAUAACUCACAGGCCAAAGAAAGUAGGAAAGAAGCAAGUAGGACAAGCAAGCCUUUUGCAUCAAAGCGAAAGAAAACCUCAGGGCCAGGUACCAAGGUAGAAGCAAGCCUUUCCUGGCACCUUCUGCCCCUAGAAAUAGGCCAUGCUUUUCGUACUGCGUUGAAUGCUGGUUUCACUGUGCCUGGCUUGGAUCCAGCACAGCAUGUCCCUUGGGUAGAAAGAUUUCUGCCCACAGAAUGUCACUUCCUUGCUUCCCCUUUCCUCCCCCAGCCCCCCUCCCACCCGCUGCAGCCCACAAAUCCCCUGUUCCCCAGGUGCAGCUUUUCAAGGGGAAUGUUCAGGUUGCAGCAGGAGGGGGGAAGCAAGAAAGCUGUAUACAGUCCUGAAUUCAAACCAUUGUUCAGUGUUUUACCUUGCAUCACAUGAGUGCAGUUUAAAAUGGCAGGUCCUUCUACCACCUCAUUGUUCCAUCCAUUUACUGAAGCAGAGGACACACUGGGUGAGAAUCAGCUGCUGCUUCUAUCCCCCUCAGCAUCCCUCUGUAGGUCUGUCAAAUCUCCCCCCUCCCCAAGAGUUACUCGCAAAUACUUUCAGGAUAAUUAUUCUGAAGCUUACCCCCACUGACGAUCCUGAGCCAACCAUUUCCUUCUCUCUCCAAAUUAUGCCUUUGUCUCCCCCCACCACCCUGUUUUUGUUGGUGCCUGGGAUGAGAUUAUAGUCCUUGUUGCUUUGUCUAUGCUGAACGCCUACUGUGACGGGAGGGUGGGGAGAGAGCCAGAACAAUUAUAACUUAUUUUAUAUCUGUGUUAAUAUUAUAUAGAGAAAUUAUAUAUUCUGUGUGUGUAAAAACAUCCUUACUGCAGUGCAUUUAUUGUGUCUUAAAAAUUAAUGCAUUAAUCUUUUUUUUGUACCCUGGUCCUAAAAAUUAUUAAAAAAAUGAAGGUUAUGUCUG